Molecule: messenger RNA, 525 nt
Organism: Rotaria socialis
Lineage: Eukaryota; Metazoa; Rotifera; Eurotatoria; Philodinida; Philodinidae
Source: the annotation of a GenBank genome assembly
AUGCCCUACGAUCGUUUAGUCCAAGUUGGCCGUGUUGCUUACGUUGCCUUUGGUCCAGAAACGGGCAAAAUUUGUUGUAUUACAAAUAUUAUCGAUCAGACACGAGUACUUGUCGAUGGUCCAUCAUCCCAUGUAUCUCGUCAAGCAUUAAACAUUAAAUCUUUACAUUUAACAAAAUAUGUUCUCAAACUUUUACCUGGAGCUCGUUCAAAAACAGUUAAAAAACUUUGGGAUAGUCAUGAUAUUAAUAAAAAAUGGCAAGAAUCCCGUUGGUGUAAAAAAAUACAAGCAAAACAUUUACGUUCUAAAAUGACGGAUUUCGAUCGAUACAAACUGGUACAUGCUAAACAAGCUUUCAAUCGUAUUGUCAAUCAUGAAUACAAUCGUUUGAAGAAGAAGAAUAAAGUUCAAUUAGCAAAGAAAGCUAAGAAAGUUAAACCAAGAAAAUUCGUUGCUAAAUCUCAACGCAUUGCCAACAAAUUCAAAAUAUUUGCUGCUGCACCAGCUGCUGGUAAAAAGAAAUAA